Molecule: messenger RNA, 1979 nt
Organism: Juglans microcarpa x Juglans regia
Lineage: Eukaryota; Viridiplantae; Streptophyta; Magnoliopsida; Fagales; Juglandaceae
Product: probable LRR receptor-like serine/threonine-protein kinase At3g47570
Exons: 3
Biological process (GO): protein phosphorylation
Molecular function (GO): protein binding; ATP binding; protein kinase activity
Source: RefSeq, a predicted model, not a curated record
CUUCCCAAUUCUGUUGGUAACCUUUCUCUCACUCUUCAAGGACUUUACCUAUCUUAUUGCCAUAUUAAGGGAAGCAUUCCGGCAGAGCUUGGGAAUCUAAGUAGUUUGAUUACUUUGGAACUAUCCAACAACGAAUUGAAAGGACCUAUUCCAACUACAUUAGGAAGAUUGCGAAUGUUACAAGCUUUGUCCCUUGGAGAUAAUAAACUAGAGGGUCAUAUCCCGUCUGAUCUUUCUCAUCUAAAGAGCUUGUAUGUCUUGUCUCUAGAUAGCAAUAAGCUUUAUGGACAUAUUCCAACAUGCAUAAGCAAUCUAACUUCCCUAAGAUCUCUCUACUUAGGUUCCAACCAAUUAACUUCCACAAUUCCUUUGAGCUUUUGGAGCCUUACAAAUCUCUUGGAGGUUGACUUGUCAUCCAAUUUGUUAACUGGCAUACUUUCAUUAGAGAUUGGAGAUAUGAAAGUCCUAAGGAAAUUGAAUCUAUAUCUAACUAGUCUCUCUUUAGCAGUCAACCAACUAGAAGGUUCAAUUCCAGAGUCUUUUGGUGCACUCUUAAGCUUGGAGAUCUUAGAUAUUUCCUGCAAUAAUUUAUCUGGAAGAAUUCCCAAGUCCUUUGAAGCACUUUUGUACUUGAAGUAUCUAAAUGUCUCUUUCAAUAAUCUACGAGGGAAAAUUCCUACAGGAGGGCCAUUUGUACACUUCUGGUCUGCUUUGUUUAUCUCAAAUGAUGCGCUUUGUGGUGCUCCUCGGUUACAAGUUCCUCCAUGCAACGAAGGUUCUCCUCGUAGAAAAAAGGCCAUAGUAUCGAAUCUACUAAAGUAUUUAUUACCAACAAUUGGGUUAGUGAUGCUUGUAGUGGUUUCUUCAUUAGCCUAUAAAAUAUGUAAAAAAGAGAAUUCUAAGUUUUCACAACAAACAGAUUCAUACAAUUUACCUACAUGGAGAAGAAUUUCUCACCAAGAACUUGUACUAGCAACAGAAAGAUUCAGUUUAAACAACUUACUUGGUGAAGGGAGUCUUGGAUCAGUAUACAAGGGAACACUUACAGAUGGGAUGAAUAUUGCUGUAAAAGUUAUAAACUUGCAAGUAGAAGGGGCACUUAAGUGUUUUGAUGUAGAGUGCGAGGUAUUACGGAAUGCUCGUCAUCGCAAUUUGGUCAAAAUAAUUAGUGUUUGUAGCAACAUCGACUUCAAGGCCCUUGUAUUGGAAUACAUGCCAAAUGAGAACUUAGAGAAGUGGUUAUACUCUCAUGAUCGUUGUUUGAAUUUCUUACAAAGGUUGAAGAUAAUGAUUGAUGUCGCAUCAGCAUUGGAAUACCUUCAUUAUGGUUACUCAGCAGUUAUUGUUCAUUCUGAUUUGAAGCCAAGCAAUGUCUUAUUAGACGUGGAUAUGGUUGCACAUGUUGCUGAUUUUGGCAUCGCCAAACUCUUAGGUGAUGAGGAUUCUAUGAUGCAGACCAUGACUCUUGCUACUUUCGGGUAUAUGGCACCAGAGUAUGGAUUAGGAGGAGUUGUUUCUACAAGAGGAGAUGUGUAUAGUUAUGGCAUUCUACUCAUUGAGACUUUUACAAGAAAAAAACCUACAGAUGACAUGUUUGCAGGAGAAAUGAGCUUGAAACAUUGGGUAAAUCAAGCAUUGCCCAUUUCAACGAUUGAUAUUGUUGAUGCCAGAUUGUUGGGAAACGAAAGAUAUUCUAUUGCCUUGGUGGAGUGCAUAUCUUCAAUUAGGAGAUUGGCUUUAGAUUGUUGUGCAGAGUUGCCUGAACAAAGAACUAACAUGAAAGUUGUUUUAGCCACGCUGAAGAAGAUCAAAACAAAGUCUUUAAGAGAUAUUGUUGAAGGGCACUGACAUCAGCCUUGUGUUUGUUUAAAUGUUUUCAUUAUGUCUUUUUUAAUGAUAAAAUAUUAUUGAGAUUGCGAAGAAGAGACAACUUGUACUGUUGAAGUUACUGUUUAUGGUAUAUAAUAAUUAUAUGGUCA